CGCUUCAAAAAAAAAAAAAACUACGUAUCUAUUCCAUCUCAUCCCAUGGUAUAAUAUCUCGGAUCGUCCAUGCAUGUUCUAUGACUUCAUUUCGAAAGAUUAUUGAUUUAAAUAAAAAUUAUAAGGUUAAAUAAAUGUGUUUUCUAUCUCUUAAACUAUUGACUAAUAAAGUAUUAACAAUAAACAAUAUCCUACUAAAACGUACCAGUUUCAAAAACCGAAAAUAAAGUGUAAUGUUGUGAAAAAAGUCGUGUCAAUCAAUCGUCCAAGUGGUGUGAAAACAGCGUAACUCUUUGAAACAAAUUGUGUAGUAAACUGAGUAUUGCUGCAGAUCAAUUGCUGAAAAUUAUUCAAAUAAGCAUAGGUUUAACACCGCUUCACCAAAUUAAAGCAGCUACACCACUAAACUUUGAUCUGUUGUUUAUUAUAAGAAAAAUGUUUUCAGGAUAAAGUUAAAAUCAUGCGGGAAUCAGCACAGGAAAUUGGCCAAGAUGUCUGGCAUCAAUGGAUAUUGGAUGCCAUUGCUAAGAUUCGUUCGCAGAAACAGCGGCCAAGUGUCCAAAGAAUAUGUCAAGCAAUUGGCAGCCAUCACAAGUUUCACGAAGACAUUGUCGCUGAUAAACUUGAAGAAGCUGUUAAUUCUGGAGCUGUGAUAAAAGUCUACAACAAAGGCUUGCAUUCUUAUAAAGCACCUAUGGCAAAACGAAAAAUCAAAAUAGAAAAAAAUACUAAUUUAUGCAAGGUCGUAGCAAAGGCUGUUCAUGACUUGGGAGAAUGUGAAGGAUCAACUUUUAGAAGUAUUGAAAACUAUGUACAAAAGUUUAAUAAUAUUGAGUUAGGAACUGAUACGGAUUUAAAAGUUGUUAUCAAAAACUCAUUAAAAAAGGCAUUAGAUGCAGGUUUCCUAAUUCAAGAUGGUAAGCUUUACAAAAAAGGACGAUCAUUGACUACACCCCGCAAAACAGCCACUACUGAAAGCGUAAUAGAAAGAAUAAACCAAGGUGACUCAAUGUGUUCUCAAUGUUGCGGUACCUCAGAUCGAAAUGGCAGCGGUAUUCCUGAGCCACUCAGCUCAUGUGAUAAAUGUGGAAUGUCUCUGCACACAACAUGUGCUAAUAUUGCCGGCAAAUGUAAAUCACAAUCGCAGGUUCUUCUUUAUAUUUUGUCUACAAAAGGCAACAAAUGGCAUUGCUACAAAUGUAAAACGUGUGAUUCUUGUAACGAUCGGCACAAGGGCCCUUGUCUGCUAGAUUGUUACCUGUGCCAGAAAAGUUUUCAUCUAACUUGCCUAAAUCCUGUGUCAGAUAAGAAACCCAAGUGUCCAUGGAGGUGUAAUCAUUGCUCGGAGCAUCAAAUGAACACCAAAAAAAGACCUUAUAAAAACAAUGCAAUGGAUUCUACUCCUCGAAGAAGUAACACAAAAACCGUUGAUAACAAAAUUGCUAAGAAAUGGGCUUCGAAAACAACUUUGAUGAAUAUAAAAAUGGACGAUAGUGAUUACGCUGUAGAAACACCACAAACAAAAGACAACUAUUUGUCAGAUUGUGGCAGUGAAGAUAAUAAAAGACAAGUUUUACAAUCUAAUGCUAAAAGAAAACAUGUGCAAACGCUUUUUGGAGAUAUGAAAACUAAGCCAUCAACCUCAACAACGUUUCAAUUCCAAGACAUGAAGAAAAAUGACAAAAUGUCUAAGGAAAAGCAAAAGUUCUUCAGGCAUUCAGCUUUUAAUAGCGAUAGAAUCGUAAAAGCUGGAAUGAACUUACAAAAUUCGCUCAAAGCGAACAAAAGCACUUCGAAAAGCCCAAUGCAACAUAUGUUAGAUAUUAAGAUGGAUCCAACUCAUGGUGAGCGUCCGCGAAAACUUUCUGAAACAUCGUCUUCAUGUUCAUCGAGUGAUAACGAAGAUGAUGACGAUGAUGGCGAUAGCAGUUCUUCUGACUCCUGCUCAUCCAGCAGCUCUACUGAUUCAAGUGGGAGUAGUUGUGAAAGUUCUUCGUCCGGCGACGACGAUGAUGACAAUGACGAUGAUACAGAAAAGAGUGACAAAUCAGAAAUGACGUCGUCUCGGAGCAGUAAGAAAAGUUCAUCGAAUACAAAUGAAAAAAUGGAUGAACUUAAAUGUAAUAUGUUUCAAAGCGAUGAUUCUAAUGUCAAAGACGAAAAUGUAUGGGGAUUUGCAGCCGUUGCUAAAAAAGAGGUUGAUAUAUUUGCUAAAGCAAAAGGCUCGCCAUCAACAUCAACAUCAACAUCGAAGGAAGUAAAAAAGAAGAAUACUCAGCUUAAAGGAUUGUUUGAUGGCUUGUCGCACAUAUUUACAACUUCUAACUAUUCACGUACCAAUUUAAAAGGUAAAGAUAUUGGAAGUAACGUUGCACCAAUGGAAGUAUUUUGCCCAGAAAGUGCAAAAAGUCCAAAAGAUACUAGAAAAUCAUUCAGGAAUUUUGAAAAGGAUACCAAUUUUUGUCCAAAUGUUCAAGACAAAGCUAAUGCUAAUGUAUUCAAACAAAAUGCAACUUCUAAUCUGAACUCGACGUUAACAACAACAACUGUCAAAAAUGAUUCAGUUGUUACUCCCAAGAAUUUAUUUUUGGAAGGCACGACUUCAUCUUUGAAUAUAAACGAAUUAAGUCAGAAUGGCUGCAACAUCUCUAAAACGGCUGUAGUUAAAAAACGGAUAACUCCGCUUAUAUCAAUGCCAUUAGAGAAGAAAAAUGUCUUCGCGACACAAGCAAUCAAUGAUGAAGUUCCUUAUCUUACACAAAAAACCGUACUCAAUGCUGCAGUAUGCCACAACGAAGAUGAUUCAGAAUUUGGAAAUGGCUUUUUCGAUGUUAAAAAUCAACUUGACUUUGCGCAGUUAAGGGAGAAGAGCCAUCAUUUUAAUAUAUUUGAAAAUGAUGAUUCAAUUGAUUUAAGUAAUCCAUAUUGUUUUCCACAAUUGGAAAACCAAAUGCCUCCUGGUAUAUCAGAAAAAGAUGUUAAAAUGUAUCGGCUUAUUAGAGAAAAGUCAGCAAAGGCAGUAGCUGAAAUUGUCAAUCAAGGCGGACGAAUUAAUUUAGCUAUACCCGAUUUAAACCCAACAUUACUUAGUCCACCUUCUCUUGCUUUGGCCGCACAAGAACGCUGUCCAGCUGCAAUUGAAUUUGGCAAAUGGGAAAUACAAACAUGGUACUCUAGUCGAUUUCCCCAAGAAUAUGCAAGACUUCCGAAACUAUUUCUUUGCGAGUUUUGCUUGAAAUACACUAAAAGUAAGGCAGUUUUAGCACGUCAUCAAGACAAAUGCUAUUGGAGGCAUCCGCCUGGUACAGAAAUCUAUCGUAAUGAUGACAUUUCCGUCUUUGAGGUUGAUGGAAAUAUCAACAAAAUUUACUGUCAGAACCUUUGUUUACUGGCGAAAUUGUUUCUCGAUCAUAAGACAUUGUAUUAUGACGUUGAACCUUUUCUGUUUUACAUACUUACAAAGAACGACAAAAAAGGAUGUCAUUUGAUUGGAUACUUUUCCAAAGAAAAACAUUGCAUGCAAAAGUAUAACGUUUCGUGCAUUAUGACUAUGCCGCAGUAUCAACGACAAGGCUUUGGAAGAUUUCUCAUCGACUUUAGUUACCUAUUAAGCCGUGAAGAAGGCCAGCUUGGUACACCUGAAAAACCACUAUCCGAUUUAGGUCGACUAUCGUAUCAUGCGUAUUGGAAGUCUGUGGUCUUAGAAUAUCUUUACGAACACCGCAAUAGAGACAAAAUAAGUUUUAGACAUAUUGCAAACAAAACUGGAUUAUUUCUACCAGAUAUUGCAUUAACGUUUCAGCUUCUCAAUUUUGUAAAGCUAGGACGUAAAAAAGGCGACAUUCGCUAUAAGAUAUACAUUAAAAUAAAUUGGACGAAAGUCAUGCAGCAUCAUGAAAAAGUUCUGAAAACAACAACAAGAAUCCCCAUUGAACCGGAAUGUCUACGUUGGACACCAUUACUUUCAAAUGUUCCAACUUCAUUGACUAUGACAAAGUUUAGUUGCUCAGAUUCCGAAAAUGAAAAUGAUAUUUGCAGUAUGUCGGACAUGACAUCAACAAAAUUUCCCCAAGAUGCAAAACAGGAACUGUCUGAAAUGGGUAUGACUACACGAAACAUAACAGGAAAUCUUAGUAAGGGAAAAAAGGUCGCAAAUAAGAAAUUGGAUGCAAAGAAUAAUUUAGAACUAAAGAAUGUGACCGAAAUUAAGCCAAACGUUAAUAAGCGGAAAAAACUUGUAUCGAAAAACGACACACCCGCAAAGACAGCGACGGAAGAUACAACAUGUACACCGCAAACUGGUUCUGAUUUAAAAGAAAUAAUCGAAAUAACAUCGUCAGGGAGGAGACGAGCACGGCCUUUAAAGUUUUUUGAAACAACAUUUGGUAGCAGUGCAAGGGAUCAGUCUCGGAGUGAAACUGAAAAAAGAAAUUAUUUCAAAAAUUCUAUUCUCGAUGGAAAUUUAAAAGAAGGACCUAACUUAAAACGUAAAAGAAGUAAAACUCCUAUUGAAAAUGGUGACACACCUACUUCUGCGGUUGUUGAAAACAAAAAAAGUCGUUUAAGCCUAAGAACCAGGAUUGAAACCGACAAAAAACAGAAAUAUGUUUCAACGUUAUUACGUAGACGUCACGAAAGGCUUGCUUCGACUAGGAAAAAAAGGUGGAGGGGCAUAAUAAAUCAGACUGAAGAAACUAGAUCAAGCAGGUCAAUGCGUUUAGCCAAUCGAAAACCACCGUCAUUUCUUUCAAAGACCUUGGAAAACAAUGAAGUAGAAGAAAUUGAUCUAGAUAUCAGUGAAAAUACUACAAGCUCAAUUAAACGUGAAGCUGAAGUCAGUCAAGAAGCCACUGGCCCUGUAGAGAAUAGGAAAAGGCGUUUUAACAAAAAGAAGAUUGCGAAUUCUUCAGUUAAUUUAGAUGGUGCGUGUUCAAGUGAUGAUCAUAUUCACGCAGCUGUUUUCCAAAGCCCAGGCAAGUCAUCGAAUGAAGCAGAGAAAUGUGAUAAAGUUAAGUCUACAAGUAAGAUAUCAACAGAAACAAAUACAAAGGUGGCCACCAAAAAUGAAAAAGAACGAACUAUAAAGGAUUCUGAUGAGAAAUUGUUGCAAGAAGAAAAGAAAAUUAUUAUAAAUGUUGCGCCUAAAUUGCGAGGAAAGCGAAAUGGAACUCAACAGCGUGGAGAUUUGUCGAUUUUAUCUGAUAGCUGCACAACUGAUGAUAGCAAAAGUGAAGAUUUUAAAGCCAUAGAAGAAGAUAAAUCUAAACUAGAAAAACCAAUUGUUAAAUCGAUUGUUAAUGUAUCCUUAAACGAAAAUAUUUCCGCAACAAAACAGAAAUCGGAUACAAAAGCAAGUGAUGAUAAGGUCUUAGAUGCUGUAGCAAAAAAGACAAAGAAAAGCUUGCAAUGCGAAACUUUUCGUAACGAUGCAUCACUUGAAUUAGUUGCUUCUCAAGUAGCACAAGAGAAAAAAUCAGCUGCCCCAAAUGAUCAGUCAUUAGAAGAAAAUAAAAACACUCCCCAUAUAAAGGAGGACAUUAACGUUGAUCGUUUGCAAACGGUACUUGCCAGUGCUGGACACGAAAGUGCUGCUAAAGAUGCAGAGCAUGAAAGUAUAUCUGAAAAUCUAGCCGAUGGAAAAGAACCCUUAAUAAGUGAAAUACCAACGUCUAAACCAGCACAGACAAACGAGCUAGAAAAACUCGAAAGACCGCAAAUUAUCGUUGACAAUAAAAUAGACACAAAUUACAACCAGCCAAAAACUGUUGAUAUUCCUUCCAGUAUUUCCCUAGGCUCCAAAGCCAGCGAAUCUCUAAACACAGAUUCUAAGCAAACUGAAAAACCAUUGAUGAUUGAUUUGUCUGGUAACGACGCUGCUAAUACAGUUUGUAAUCGAACGGAAAUGAAAAAAGAAGCCGAACAAAGUUCAAACAGAACCGCACCAAUUCAAUUAGGUACAUCAACGGUGAUAUCUAGAAUUUCAGAAAAUGAUGGUAAUGAAGUUAAACAGAAUCAAAUUUUAUGUCAGAGCAAACCAAACCGUAAACAACAAAUACAAGCUAAUGAAAGUACAGCACCUGCUGAACAGCUACAAAAAACUCCUGCAGUCUCGGAAGAAUCGCUUCAAAAAGAAAGCUGUGCUCAACAGAACCAACCGUUGCAACAAACCUCACAACAGCCACAGCUGAUCCAGCAACAAAAGCAGCAGCAGCAUCAACAACAGCCACAACAACAGCCACAACAACAACAGCCACAACAACAACAACCACAACAGCCACAACAAUUGCAGCAGCUACAACAAAAUACACCACUACAACAGCAUACAUCGCAACAACAACAUACUAAACAGCUUGCACAACAUCAACAUGCUCAACAACAUCACGUACCACAACAGCAUACACAGCAACAACUACAACAGCAACAACUGCAUCAACAAAAACAACAUCAACAGCAACAACAACAGCAAAAGCAGCAACAACAGCAGCAGCAACAACAACAACAACAGCAACAGCAGCAACAACAACAACAGCAGCAACAACAGCAGCAACAGCAGCAGCAGCAACAACAGCAACAGCAGCAACAACAACAACAGCAGCAGCAGCAACAACAUCAAAAGCAACAUCAGCAACAACAAUUACAACAACAAAAUCAGGCAACGCAUCAAUCUAUACAACAACAGAAUGUGUUUCAAUCUAUUAACACAUCUAAAAAUACUACUUCACAACAUGUAGAAGCUGUGCCAGUUCAACAACGGCAACCGGAAAUCUCUAUUCCUCAAAUCGACCUCACCUCUUCAAAACUAUCGACUGAAAACAAGAAGAUAGUCGAUCGAGAAGAAAGUCGACGAACGACAAAUUUUCAGUUGCAAUGCAUUAACAAAGCCAACUUAAAACAAAAACAAGCACAAAAUGAUAAUACAGCAGGCAACACAGAUUGUCCAGAUGUUGAGAAGAAAGCUGGCACUGAGCGUAUUAAGUCGGAACCUAAAAAACAAAGCGAUCAAAUUAAAAUAGAAAAAGUACAACAGACUCCAUCGUCAUCUCCCAAUAGUUCCUCGGCUUCUUGGAACACUCUUCUUUCGACCCAAAAUAGUAAAACUGGUAACAAUUUUACCACUAAUAAGAAUCAAUCUACAAUUUUGGCUAGAACUGCAACUUCGGUAAAACAGGAAACAAACACUUAUGGUGGAAUGCAUAUACCUUUUACGUCUGCAACAUCGUCAUUGACUCUGUCCUCAAUGGCAUGUUCACCAUCGCAACAUGAAAAGUUUUCAUCAACUACAAAGAGCAUUGAACAAAAACAAACGCAUGCAACUGUUGACCUUAAUAAAAUAGCUCCCCAAUUCGCAAUGAAUCAAAUGCCCAACUACCAUGCGUCUCCGCAUCCACAGUAUUGGCAGUGGGACUAUUAUCCGGGCUACAAUUUAUCGCACCUGGACGCAAGUGCCGUUCAAAAAACCCAAAAUAAGUACAAGGAUUUGGCCACUUCGAUGGCAUAUGGACAUACUUUUUCACAAAAUCUCUACCAAAACACCUUAGCUAUGCAACAACAACAGCAAACACAUCAAAUACAACAAGCAAUAGCAGUGCAAAAAGAAAAACAAAGAGUAGAUAGAAAGAACAGCAGUUCCAAUACAGAAAAACAACUCUCCAAUAGUUCAACCAAUACUAGUAGUUCCAAGAAGGAAGAUAAGCAACUUGCAAAGGAAACCACGAAUAGCAGUUGUAGUUUGAACAAACAACCGCAAAGCAACUACGAUAACAGUCAAAUAUACAAUCAGCAACAGCCAAAAAUAGCAAACGGCAGUGUGAGCAACACCAAAAAUAAUAUUAAAUCGAUCGAAAACUCCCACAAGCAUUCGACGAACAUAUCCCAACAUAGUAGUGUGUCUGUUCAGCAACAGAAUCAAUCGACGAGCACAAUCAACCAGAACACAUUGAAUCUUAUGAAUCAACAGCAGCAACAACAGCAUCUAUCACAAAAAACUAGCCACGAUCAAGAUUUGGCCCCGAAUUCUGCCACUGCUCUGGACAACAUGAAACAAAGCUCAUCCUCGACGGAAAUCUCUUCAAUGGUUGUGUACACCCCGGAUUCUACGAAUAACUCUGUUCAUGGCUUACAGCAUCACUAUGACCAGUGUGAAAUUGAUGUAGCACAGUUGGGUCUUGAAUCUCCCACCAGCAUAGCUAGCGAUAUAACUUCGCAAAAUUCUGUUGAAAAUGUCCGACCGCCUAGUGUACAGAUACAACAUCAACAAUUUUCCGAUUGUUCGAUGCAACAAACGCAAACAAAUUCAUCAUCUCUUCAUAUGACUAUUCAUCAGACGAAUCAGCAAAAUAAUAUGAAUAUUGCAACAGCUAGCCCGCCGCAGAACAUUGGUCUAAUGGGUAUUUCGGGAAACAUAUCAAACCAACAGCAGACACAACAAAAUCAAAAUAGAAAGAUAUCGCAACAGGUAAGAAGUGCAAAUACUGGUGCCCAACGGUCUUCAACCCCAAAGAUAAGUCGUUCCAAUAACAAUACAAACACCCAUCAGAGGCAAAGUAGUAGAAGCACUCCACCAAGAAUAAGCACUGCAACCAGUAAUAACAACACAGUGCAGCAACAGCUUGCAAGUCCAAAUCAAUCUAUGCAGCAAAUAAGCCAGCAACAGCAAAACCAUCAAAAUAUUCAGCACAUGCAACAAUACGGCCAUUUGGCUGGUUCCAUUGUGCCCCAUGUACAUCAUCACCAAGGAAUGCAUCAGUCUUCUGAAUAUUUAGCAAUUCCUCAAAUGGGUCAAAACUAUUCAGGUAAUUCACCUAAUACUUACAACAGCGUUUCAAUGCCGACAGUUAUUCAACACCGAAUGACUGGAAGCCAUACAUUAGCUAGUCCACAUCAACGCCUUGGACCAUCCCCGUCAUCUUGCGCUGUAUCUUCAUCAUCUGUGAACAAUUUUUAUGCAGGGGCUAAUCCCGCUUCACAAACACCAGUUCCAAUGGCAACACCCACAGCUAUGUCGUCGGCACCAGCUAUGCAAAUAAACACAGCGACGACAACACCUGGAACAGUUCAAAGUAUAUCGUCCGUGGGUCCGACAACUCAAGGUCAAGGGAAUGCAACCGGUGCUGCAACAUCAGGAGGUGCAGCGUUAUUAGUUGGUAAUUUAUCUAGUCUUUCAAAAUUACAACAACUAACAAAUGAUUUGGAAGUUCAAACAAGCAAUACAUCUCCAGCGGGGCAGGUCAACUUAACGCCACCACCAAACAACCACCAUCCCCAUAGUACAAUGACUCCACCACCAUCCCAUCUCGUGAAUCAAAAUAGGAAUCUGACAACACCACCAACCGCUUUGCAAACCCAAAUACCAGCUUUGCAGUACCACAAAUAUUACCCAGGCAAUAUGAAUGGGGCUCCCACAAUUGCAUCUCUCUCAGAAAAUCGUCCAAUUCGUACUGCUUCUUCAGCACCUGUGCAACAUAUGUCAACUAGUGGACGUUCAUCUACUGUAGCACUUAAUCCAAAUCUAAUGUCACCUUAUGGCGCCUUGAAUGGGUACAGGAUGACAACACAGCAAACAGCAGGCUACAUAACAAAUACUGCUGCAGCUACAAGCUUUAUUAACAGUCCUGGAACCCAAAUUCCUGUUCAAAUGGGUGUAAUGAACAUGCAAUCGCAAUACCAAGAUGCAAGUGCUAUUCAAAGAGCCGCUCAACAGGGUUCUAUGUAUCCUACUUAUAGUCCAUAUAUACCGCUAAACGGAACAAUGAGGAGAUAGGAUAGAAAAAUUGUUAAAGAUCGAGAUAAAUAAUAAUUUUUAAAAAAUCUUUCGACAGAAUCAACACAACUCUGAGAAGUUAUGUUGUUUUUGUUUUUUUUUUUUUUAUUAUUAUUUAUUUAAUUUAUUUUCAGGACUAAGUGUUAAAAAUAAAACUAAGCUAUAUUAGAAAAUGCCUCUAAAAGAGCUUCAAAAUAUUUGACAUACAAUUGUUCGUUAAUUAUCGUUAAAUUUUUUAAUUGACUUAAAGAGAUAAAGUAGCUACAGAAAACAUAUUCGUCUUUUUUGUUUCAGCUUUUAAAUUCAAUUAAAAAGAAAACUAAUAGUUAAUUGUUUAAAUAGUUAUUUCUUCUGUUGUUAUUGGCGAGAAAGAGUAUAUUAUUUUUAAAAUUGUUUUUGCUUUUAAAAUAAAGGUUUAUCUCGAUCUGACUUGGUGACGUAGUUUGUUACGUUCAUAAAAUUACAAUAAAAAAACUCAUUACAUGAUUGCAUUGAAAUAAGUUUUUUAGUAAUGUAAAUGAAACUUGCUAAUAAAUAUUUUUUUUUACUAAUUUAUCAUUAAAUAAACGUUAUACACAAAUAUGUAAGCUGUAAAUAAUUUCAAUGUAUAAUAAAAUAAACUUUUUUGCCUUUCAUUGUACAUAAAACGUUAACGCAAAAUAUUUAAUUAUGUCUGUAAUAUAUACACGUUGCAGAUUAAUAAUAAAGUAUAAUAAAAAAAAAACUAUUUUAAAAUUAUUAAUAAA
Molecule: messenger RNA, 10506 nt
Organism: Eupeodes corollae
Lineage: Eukaryota; Metazoa; Arthropoda; Insecta; Diptera; Syrphidae
Gene: enok
Exons: 8
Coding region: 461-9760 (3099 amino acids)
Biological process (GO): nucleosome assembly; regulation of DNA-templated transcription
Cellular component (GO): nucleosome; MOZ/MORF histone acetyltransferase complex
Molecular function (GO): DNA binding; histone acetyltransferase activity
Source: RefSeq, a predicted model, not a curated record